AUGGAGGCAGCACAGAAAGCAGUCCAAUCCGUCACCGACGGCGUCAAGAAUGUCGCCAUUGGCGGCGACAAGAAGGCACCUGGAGCAAAGAAGGAGAAGAAAGCCGCCAAGGCUGGAGCUGGAGAUGCAUCCGCCGGACUCCUCGAGUUGAAGCCUGCCCCCGAGUUCCUCCAGUCUCGGCUUGACCUGUUCGACCGCCUGAAGAAGCGACAAGAUGAAGAUUUCGCCAAGAAGCCCCGCGAGCCCAUUACCAUCACCAUGCCCGACGGCAGCAUCAAGGCCGGCACCUCCUACGAGACCACCCCGGGAGACAUUGCCAAGGGCAUCAGCAACAGCCUAUACAAGCGUACAGUCGUGGCAAGACUAGACGGGGACAAGGAGCAGCUGUGGGACCUGGACCGCCCCUUGGAGAAGAGCUGCAGGCUGGAAUUGCUCGACUUCGAGGAUGAACAGGGCAAGAUGGUCUUCUGGCACUCGAGCGCACACAUUCUGGGAGAAGCCUCCGAGAGACGGUUCGGCUGCAGCCUGUGCAUUGGCCCGCCUAUCGACAAUGGUUUCUACUACGAGAUGGCUCUACCCGAAUCUGCUGCCGUGCAGACCACCGACUGGAAGCCGCUCGAGACCAUCGUCUCCUCCAUCGUUAAGGAGAAGCAAAAGUUCGAGCGAUUGGCCUUGACAAAGGAAGAGCUUCUCGAGAUGUUCUCCUACAACAAGUACAAGCAACACAUCAUCAAGGACAAGAUUGCGGACGGAACUUCCACCACUGUAUACCGUAAUGGACCCUUGAUCGAUCUUUGCAGAGGACCACACGUCCCAGAUACCGGCAGAAUCGAGUCGUUUGCCAUCAUGAAGAACUCGGCAAGCUAUUUCCUGGGUGACAACAACAACGACUCUCUUCAACGUAUCUACGGAGUUUCAUUCCCCGACAAGAAGAAGAUGGCGGAGCACAAGAAAUUCCUGGAGGAGGCGGCCAAGCGCGAUCAUCGAAAGAUUGGCAGGGAUCAAGAGCUAUUCUUCUUCAGCGACCUAUCACCCGGCUCUGCCAUGUGGUUACCUCACGGCACCAGGAUCUACAAUACCCUCCUCGACUACAUCCGACAGCAGUACUGGAAGCGUAACUACCAAGAGGUUAUCACCCCGAACAUGUAUAACUCCGAGCUGUGGAAGACCUCAGGCCACUGGGAUCACUACAAGGAUGACAUGUUUGUCAUUGACAUGGAAGAAGAAGUCAAGUUUGGACUGAAGCCUAUGAACUGUCCUGGACACUGCAUCAUGUUUGGCCACCGGGAGCGCUCUCACCGGGAGCUACCAUGGCGAGUUGCCGACUUUGGUGUUCUACACAGAAACGAAGCAACUGGUGCCCUCUCAGGACUCACUCGUGUCAGACGAUUUGUCCAGGAUGAUGCUCAUAUCUUCUGCCGUGAAGAUCAGAUCAAGGGCGAAAUCAGCGAUCUCUUCGACUUCCUUCACGAGAUGUAUGGUUUACUAGGUAUGACCUUCAAGCUUAAGCUCUCCACACGGCCAGAGAAGUUCAUGGGUCAGAUCGAGACCUGGGAUCGAGCGGAAGCCAUGCUGAGAGAGUCUUUGGACGAGUUCGCCUCGGCGGAAGGAGGUGUGGCAUGGACGCUGAACGAAGGUGACGGAGCCUUCUAUGGUCCCAAGAUCGAUAUCACCAUUGUCGACUGUCUGAACCGGGACUGGCAAUGUGCUACCAUUCAGUUGGAUUUCAUGCAGCCCCAAAACUUCAACCUCGAGUACAUGACUGCAGAGACCACCGUGGCCAAGACAAAAGAACCAGAAGCUACCGAUGCGCCAGCCUCGGGUCCACCGAAAGUUAAGGUCAAGAACCCGCAGGCAGUCAUCGAUUCUGCCCAUGCUGCCAAGGAGGCAGCUAAGGAGAUCAUCACACCCAGCAAGGAUGGGAAGGAAGCGCCCAAGAAAUUUGAGCGCUUCCUCAAACCGCUCUCUUCUGGAUGUGCCCGACCUGUCAUGAUUCACAGAGCGAUGUGUGGAUCCAUCGAGCGCUUUACUGCCAUCCUGUGCGAACAUUACGCUGGAAAGUGGCCCUUCUGGUUGAGUCCCAGGCAGAUCCUGGUUAUCCCUGUCGGUGUUGGCUUCUUCCCCUACGCCGAAGAGGUGGCCGCUAUCUUCAAGAAGGAGAAGAUGUUUGUCGACAUCGACCUCAGUGGCAACACGCUGCAGAAGAAGAUCCGCACUGGACAACUGGCGCAGUACAACUUCAUUUUCGUCGUGGGUGAUGAAGAGAGACAGGGCCGACAGGUCAACGUCCGGUACCGUGACGACACUUCAGCUCAGGAUCGUGGAAACCCGAUCGGCAUAGAUGAGGCAGUUGAGAAGAUCGCAAAACUGAGGGAUGAGCGCGGCUCAUACAACCCUUUCCCUUCCAUUGUCAAGCCGGCUGCUAAGGAGGCCGCUUGA
Molecule: messenger RNA, 2439 nt
Organism: Anthostomella pinea
Lineage: Eukaryota; Fungi; Ascomycota; Sordariomycetes; Xylariales; Xylariaceae
Source: the annotation of a GenBank genome assembly